UCACUUUUUUAAGGAGAGAUAAACACUUCUUCCACAGUUCCUUCCCACUCUUCACCACCACCAUCAUCAUAAAAAAAAAAAAAUCCCUGCAUUUUAUUCUCCAGAAAUCACUGUUUUCCAGAUUCCUUUUAACCCACUUUCGCGUUUUCAUGACCUUGUAUAGAAGAUUGGAGGAACAGCUAAACCGAAAUAAAGGAUGAUUAUAAAGUUGAGGGAUCGUGAACCUGAUUUUCUGUAGCACAUUGGAUUUUAAAAAUCUCUUUCUGUGAAACAGCUGGUCUCUUAUACAAUCUAGGUUGACCUCUGGAAUUCGAGCCACAUCACUUUACCAAAUAGAGACAUUUCCUUUUGUGCAUAAUGCCUUUUAAUAUCGGAGUUGAAACCCUAAAAUCUCUUAUCUAGGUACUCAUUCUUAAUGGCCUGAAGUUGAGAAGUGGGAGGCGGCGAUGGUGUCAAGGACUUCCGAUUCUUUGUCCAAGCCAAAAGACUCCCUGAAAGAUAUGAUGAAGAGGGGCUCUGGAGACUUAAUAUCCAAGAUCAACCAACUGAAAAAAGAAAUUGGAGCAGACCGAGCAGUGCAAAUUAAGGAAAAAAUAGAUAAGAAUCAGAAAAAAUUGGAGAGUCAUAUACAUGGAAGCCUGUCAGCAACAUUUGAAGUGAAUCCUUCCACAGUGAAAAAUAUAUCAUGUGAAGUUCCUCGGUUAGGGGUUGAAAGCGCUCUCAGCAUAUUCAAUGGGUUUCAUUCUGAUUUAGCAGAGAAAGACUUUGCUAAUGUCCAUGAAGUCAUAUCUGCCAAAAGCAUCAAGCUACCUAAAAUUGAAAGGAUACCGACAUACACAACAUGGGUUUUUUUGGAUAGAAAUCAGAGAAUGCCGGAAGACCAGUCGGUGGUUGGAAGAAGACGCAUCUACUAUGAUCAAUCUGGAAAUGAAGCACUGAUAUAUAGUGACAGUGAGGAUGAAGAUCCAGAAGUUGAGGAAGAGAAGCGUGCUUUUUCUGACGGUGAAGAUCGAAUUCUGUGGAUGGCUUUUCAGGAGCAUGGAGUAGAUGGUGAUGUUGCUGAUGUAGUUAGCCAUUUCAUUGGAGGCACCCCUGUUGAAAUCCAGGAGAGGUACAAUAAGCUAAAGCUGAAGUUUGAGGUGUCACAAGAACAAAGGUCUUCUGGAGGAAAACUGUUUCUCGAGAAGAGUCUAAGUGCUUCUUUAGAUUCUUUUGACAAUCUUUUUUGCCGCCGGUGUUUGAUUUUUGACUGUCGUUUGCAUGGAUGCUCUCAAAAUCUUGUUUACCCUAGUGAAAAACAGUUAUAUGUGCCUGGACCUGAAGACAGGAAGCCUUGCAGUGACCAGUGCUACCUCCUGGUUAGACGAACCACCGAAGAAUUGGUGGAAUGCUCAGAUACUUCUUCGUUACAUCACAAGGACCAUGUUAUUUUAAAAGGGGAAAACAAGCGCUCUAGUGUUUUUAAUUUUGAAGUGAAUGGAGUCGGUGCAGAUGUUGGCGUAGGCUGUAGUUCGAAGUCUGUUUCCGGGGAAGGUUCUACUGCAGGAGUCCUAUCUGCUUCAACCGUUGUGCCUGUAGUUCAUACAAAUGUGGCAAAGCGCAAGAUCACUGAUGACAUUGAUAGAGAGUUAGUGGAAUCUGAUAAUUAUGAAAAUGAAAUUUCAUCUGGAAAAAUCCGGAAACUGAGUGUUGGGGCGUUUCAAUAUGCGGGUCAUCAAAUGACAUGCAAAAGUCCUGUGGAGGGGAGAGAUUCAAGCAUUUUAAGUGAUUUUAACUUGCAGAAAACUUCAAGUUCCCACACAAAUGACAUUGUUGGAGGUGAAGUUCAUGACAAUAAUGGGAGGGUUGAACUAAAGCAGCCAAUUAUUUUUGAAAGACAGAGGAGAAUAUUGUCGAGUAGCUGUGAGUGGAAGCCCCUGGAGAAAGAUCUAUACGUUAAAGGAUUAGAGAUAUUUGGCAGAAACAGUUGCCUGAUAGCCAGAAACUUGUUAUCUGGUUUGAAGACUUGUAGUGAGGUGUCCAAUUACAUGCGAAAUAAUGGAGCUUUGAUGAGUCACAAUAUGGAUACCGUCCAUUCUUCAGAAGACAAUGCAAGAGCUGAUUCGAACAACGUGGAGAGCGAGGCACUGAUGAGAUCCAGAUCAAGAUUAUCUCGUAAAAGAGGAAAAGCACGGAGACUGAAAUAUUCUACGAAAUCCAGUGGUCAUCCAUCUAGCUGGAAAAGGGUUGGCGAUGCAGACCAGACACUGAAGCAGUACACACCAUGUUCAUGCCAGUUCAUGUGUGGAAAGGAUUGCUCGUGCUUAAAAAAGGGAACCUGUUGCGAGAAAUACUGUGGGUGCUCAAAGAACUGCAAAAAUAAAUUUCGAGGAUGCCACUGUGCAAAGAGUCAGUGUAGAAGCCGGCAGUGCCCUUGUUUUGCAGCUAAUCGUGAAUGUGAUCCAGAUGUUUGUCGCAAUUGCUGGGUCAGUUGCGGCGGGGGUUCUCUUGGUGAACCAUCAAAGAGAGGAGACGGACAAUGUGGUAAUAUGAAACUCCUCUUGAGGCAACAACAGAGGAUUCUAUUGGGAAGGUCAGAUGUUGCUGGAUGGGGAGCUUUUAUCAAGAAUGCUGUGAAUAAACACGAUUACCUAGGAGAAUAUACAGGUGAAUUGGUAUCACACCGAGAAGCUGAUAAACGCGGAAAAAUAUAUGAUCUAGUAAAUUCAUCAUAUCUAUUCGACUUGAAUGAUCAGUAUGUUCUUGAUGCCUGCCGUCAAGGAGACAAACUGAAGUUUGCGAAUCACUCAUCAAAGCCCAAUUGCUAUUGCAAGAUAAUGCUGGUGGCAGGAGAUCAUAGAAUUGGCAUUUUUUCUAAGGAACGAAUUGAAGCGAAUGAGGAGCUCUUUUAUGACUAUCGUUAUGGCCCGAAUGAAGCACCUGCUUGGGCCCGGAAACCCGAGGCAUCUAAGAAGGAUGAUUUUCUACCCUCUCAAAGUCGUGCAAGGAAACAUCAGUCUCGCUGAGCUCUAUGCAUUUACAUACAUAAAUCAUGAGAUUAUCGAUAUAUUUAUGGUAUAAUUAUUUGGAUUAGGCAGAUAAUAAUCGUAAUAAAGGGCAACUAUUAUUCUUCCCUGUACAGCAGGAACAAACCACAUAUGUAUACCAUCAAUAGUCUUAGAUAGCUUAAUACUCGAGGUAACAAUCGAGUUUUACAGUUUAUGUAACAUUUUAUUUGUUCAUAGUAUCAUAUCCAGUGAAAUAAAGUUACAACUCAUAAGAGUGAUGCAGAAAUCAUGCAGAAAUCAUGCAGAAA
Messenger RNA from Spinacia oleracea (spinach), 3295 nucleotides. RefSeq names its product histone-lysine N-methyltransferase EZA1. Gene Ontology annotation, molecular function: histone H3K27 methyltransferase activity; chromatin binding; protein binding. Bases 447 to 3005 code for a protein of 852 amino acids. Gene Ontology annotation, cellular component: nucleus; PcG protein complex. Gene Ontology annotation, biological process: heterochromatin formation. The record is from RefSeq and is a predicted model, not a curated record. Lineage: Eukaryota; Viridiplantae; Streptophyta; Magnoliopsida; Caryophyllales; Amaranthaceae. The transcript is spliced from 18 exons.